This is a messenger RNA of Aphidius gifuensis, 1670 nucleotides long. RefSeq names its product tubulin-specific chaperone C-like. The transcript is spliced from 4 exons. NCBI's taxonomy places the organism in Eukaryota, Metazoa, Arthropoda, Insecta, Hymenoptera, Braconidae. The record is from RefSeq and is a predicted model, not a curated record. The coding region runs from base 368 to 1156 and encodes 262 amino acids.
UCUCUCGCCAACCAAUCGACUCAUUUCCAUUUUUGGUACUGUCAAAAGAAAAUCACAUAUGUCUGCUGAACUACAGUGGUAAAAAUUCAACUAAAAAUAAACAAAAACAACAACAAACUUUACAAAACAAUUAUCAAUUAAUAAAACAUUUCAAAAGUACAAUAAAUUUUUUACUCAUUAAAAACUUUUACUCAUCAACAAAUAUACAGUGUUCUAAUUGUCCUAAAAAAUUCAAGAAUUUACUAGAAAAAAUUUUUCAUUGUUCUCUUAUUACAAAAAAAAUAUUGUAUUAUUUUUUUUUAAUUAUUAAAAUAAUACAUAAUAUUCAUACUUAAUAUAGUGACAAAGGUAUAAUUAAAAAACACAAAUGGCAAUGCCAACACAAUUUCAAGUUGCUCAUGCACCAGUCCAGGGUACCAUGGGUGGUGGAACUCAUUUACAUGCACCACAAUCAAUUUUUCAACAUUUAAUGGGACAAUCAAAUCCUCAAAAUCAACCUGGUAAUUGGGGUCAAACACCACAAAUACCACAAAUGUAUAUGCCAUGGAGUGUUCCAAAUCUUCAACAAUCACAACUUGUUAAAUUUACUGGUGAAAAACAACAAUUAACACCAGCUGUUACAAAUAUACAUCAAAAAAGAAAAUUAGAUUUUCCAGAUGCUACAGAAUUUCAACAAUCAAAACAAUUUAUAACUGAAGAAAAAAUGGCAGCACAUUUUGGAAAUAUGCAUAUCAGUUCAAGUUUUACAUCUCCACAAAUUCCAACAACAACAGUAUCUGAAUCACCAACAGCUAUAAAUUCUGAUAUUGAAUUAAAUAUUGAUGGUACCUCAGCUGCAGUUGAUGAUGGUAAAUGUCCACGUCUUGUUAUGUCUGAGGAAUUAAAACGUCUUCAACAAGAGCCACUUUUACCUGCAUCUCUACUAUCAAAGCUUGAUAGACCAUCAAUGGCACUGGUUCUCUGGGAACCACCAAGUAGACACUUGAGAAUGAUAUCGACAAGACAAUCAACAAGUCCAACAAUGUUAUCAACAUACACAACUGAAGAAGAAGAAAAUAAUAAUAGUAAUAAUAAUAACAACAACAGUAUUGAUAAUAACAAUCAACAAAUAUUAAAUUUAAAUCAAUCAGUUGAGCUUGAACCUAUGGAUCUUUAGAACCUACGAAUUUUAUUUUUUGAUUUGAUUCAAAGAAAACAACAAAAUUAUAUUUGAGUGUAUCAAAUUACUGACAAUAUUAUGUGAGUGCAUUAUUUUCAUAUUGAUUAUGUUUAAACUGCUGCUAAUUAAUUAUAAAUUAUUUAGUUUUUUUUUUUUUUUUUUUUAUUAAAACUUGAUUUAAAAAAAAAAAAAACAAAUCAGUAAAAUUAGAUUGUUAAUAGUUCAAAUUUUUAUAAUUUUCAUACAUUGAAUGUUUUUACAAAAAAAAAAAAAAAAAAUAAAUAAAUAAUUUUCAAUUAAUUGAAAUUAAUAUAAAAAAUUUUUUUUACUAUCGUGAAUAGAAAAAUUAGAAAAAAAAAAAUAAGAUAAUCACUUGAUUAGAUAUUUUAGUAUGGGUUUAAUACCUUGUAAUAUUUAAAGUGGCGCAUUGAGUUGUUCAAGUCUGAGUGUAAUUGAAUAUUAAAAGAGUAAAUGAUGUAAUGUAGAAAAAUGAUAAACAUUAAUUUAAAAU